Molecule: messenger RNA, 315 nt
Organism: Myotis myotis
Lineage: Eukaryota; Metazoa; Chordata; Mammalia; Chiroptera; Vespertilionidae
Gene: MLN
Product: motilin
Exons: 3
Coding region: 1-315 (104 amino acids)
Cellular component (GO): extracellular region
Molecular function (GO): hormone activity; motilin receptor binding
Source: RefSeq, a predicted model, not a curated record
AUGGUGUCCCGCAAGGCCCUGGCUGCUCUGCUGAUGGUUCACGUCGCCGCUCUGCUGGCCUCCCAGACGGAAGCCUUCGUUCCCAUCUUCACGCACAGCGAGCUCCAGAGGAUGCAGGAAAAGGAGCGGAACAAGGAGCAAAAGAAAUCGCUGGGCGAACAGCAGAGGUCUGAAGAGGUGGGUCCUCUGGACCCCGAAGAGAUCACCGAGGAAGAAGACGACCAAGUUAUCAAGCUCACUGCUCCCGUGGAAAUUGAAAUGAGGAUGAACUCCAGGCAGCUGGAAAAGUACCGGCCGCCGUGGAAGGGCUGCUGA